This is a messenger RNA of Conger conger (European conger), 1282 nucleotides long. It is a transcript of the gene lrrc69, whose product is annotated as leucine rich repeat containing 69. NCBI's taxonomy places the organism in Eukaryota, Metazoa, Chordata, Actinopteri, Anguilliformes, Congridae. Gene Ontology annotation, molecular function: protein binding. The record is from RefSeq and is a predicted model, not a curated record. The transcript has 8 exons. Bases 1 to 1035 code for a protein of 344 amino acids.
AUGGCAAACAAUCUUGUCAUCCGAGCUUUAAGGGCAAAUACAAAAUCGUUCAGUUUGAGUUCUAAGAAUAUAGACCACAUUCCUAGCAACCUUGCAAAUCUUACAAGUCUUUUGAAACUGAAGUUAAACAACAAUUGCCUUUCGACUCUGCCCAUUGAAUUGCAAUCAUUAUGCCACUUGACAGAGCUCAACCUGGGAAAUAAUUUCCUCGAAGAGAUUCCACCAGUUCUGAAGUAUCUUCCAUCCCUAAGGAAACUUUAUGUAUUUGGAAACAAAAUCGAGAAUUUGCCUGAAGACAUUUUUGAUGCGCUCUCCGAACUUGUCAUUCUCAAUGUGAAUCACAACAAAAUCCGUGUCCUUCCGCCACAGAUAAAGGGGCUUACCCACUUGCAAAUUUUGAGUCUAACUAACAACAAAUUGGAAGUUAUUCCUGCUGAAAUAGCUUUGCUUAAAGAGCUGACUGAGCUCAAUUUAACGAACAACAACCUUGUCACUUUGCCGCCACAACUCUGCUUCUUACCGCAACUGUCUAAGCUCUAUAUUGCAAGAAACUACCUGAAACUACUGCCUGAGGGGAUUUUCAGACUGUCAAAGCUCAAAGUGCUUGAUGUUGCAGGAAAUUGUCUGACCAUGUUUCCAGUGGAUUUCCAUCUUGUCAGGUUAGAGAAGUUGUACUGUGAAGGAAAUGAUUUCGUCCAGCAUGAAUUGGUGCAAUCUAUUCAAGAGGCAGAGGUGCUCUCUUUAAAGGAGCAGGCAGCCAGGCUGAUUCUGACGGAGUGCAGGAGCGAGUUCUCGUUUCUGCACCGUGCCCUGGCUCUCCACCCGGCCGUGGCGGACAUGUUGGCUCUGGCGGGCAGGUGUGCCCUCUGCUCCCAGGCCUUCCUCACCACCUGGCUGGAGUGCGUGCAGUUCGUUAACCUCAAGAAGGACAUGAAGAUGAGAAGCUUGCAGUCCAUCCCAGUGCGAGUUCUCCUCUGUUCCUACAACUGCUUCAACCAGAGUGGUCACGUGUACUACGGUGUUGCACCUGUAUAGAAUUAAAUGUGCAAAUCUGUUUAUAUACCUCAAAAUGGCUUUCUUUAGAAUGACCUUUCGUUAAAACCUACUGCUGGCUAGAUCUUUAUACACAAGCAGGAGAAGUAAUGUGCUCCAUUUUACAUGCCAAGAAUUGAGAAAGAAAUAAUACAUUUUUAAAACAAAGACAUUGAGUCGAUACUAUCAAAUUCACAUCUAAAAAAAGAUGCAUUCCGCAGCUAUAAAUAUAUGUGUACUGCUGCUAUAA